Molecule: messenger RNA, 1463 nt
Organism: Galeopterus variegatus (Sunda flying lemur)
Lineage: Eukaryota; Metazoa; Chordata; Mammalia; Dermoptera; Cynocephalidae
Gene: ZPLD1
Product: zona pellucida-like domain containing 1
Exons: 11
Coding region: 167-1414 (415 amino acids)
Cellular component (GO): cell surface
Source: RefSeq, a predicted model, not a curated record
AAAGACUUUUCAUAAUAAGCAACUCUUCUCUCAUUUGAAGAUUGGAAUCUUUUCUGAAAGAGUUUGUUAAGUCCAGGCAUUUGAACACUCAGUCUCAUUCACAUGCGGCAGAACCAGGCACAUGGAGGACAGCUGACUCCACAGAACCAGGGACUUGGGUUUUGCAAUGGAACGAAUAUGGUUACUGCUGCUUCUAACAAUUAGAGUGCUUCCGGGGUCUGCUCAGUUCAAUAGCUACAACUGUGAUGCCAACCUUCACAGUAGAUUUCCUGCUGAAAGAGACAUCAGUGUGUACUGUGGGGUGCAGGCCAUUACAAUGAAGAUUAACUUUUGCACAGUACUUUUCUCCGGUUAUUCUGAAACAGAUCUGGCACUGAAUGGAAGGCAUGGGGAUUCCCACUGCAGGGGGUUCAUCAAUAACAACACCUUUCCAGCAGUGGUCAUUUUCAUCAUCAAUCUCAGCACCUUGGAGGGCUGUGGAAACAACUUAGUGGUAUCCACAGUUCCUGGAGUCAGUGCUUAUGGAAAUGCAACUUCAGUACAAAUAGGAAAUAUUUCAGGAUAUAUUGAUACUCCAGACCCACCAACAAUCAUCAGCUAUCUACCUGGGCUUCUUUAUAAAUUUAGUUGUAGUUAUCCAUUGGAAUACUUGGUUAAUAAUACCCAGCUUGCUUCGUCCUCAGCUGCUAUUUCUGUGAGAGAGAACAAUGGCACAUUUGUCAGCACUUUGAACUUGCUACUUUAUAACGAUUCAACCUACAGUCAGCAGUUAAUUAUCCCAAGUAUAGGAUUACCUUUGAAAACCAAAGUAUUUGCAGCUGUACAAGCCACUAAUCUGGAUGGCAGAUGGAAUGUCUUAAUGGAUUAUUGUUACACAACCCCAUCUGGGAACCCAAAUGAUGAUAUUCGAUAUGAUCUCUUCCUUAGCUGUGACAAAGAUCCUCAGACCACCGUCAUUGAAAAUGGCAGAAGCCAGCAGGGCCGGUUUUCAUUUGAAGUGUUCAGAUUUGUGAAACACAAGAAUCAGAAAAUGUCCACUGUCUUCCUGCACUGUGUUACCAAGCUCUGCAGAGCGGAUGACUGCCCCUUCCUUAUGCCGAUUUGCAGCCACAGAGAAAGGAGAGAUGCAGGGAGGAGGACAACUUGGAGCCCCCAGAGCACUUCUGGAAACGCCAUCCUCUCUGCUGGUCCCAUCAUCACUCGGAGUGAUGAGACUCCAACCAACAAUUCACAGCUUGGUUCUCCAAGUGUGCCUCCUUUCCAGCUGAACACCAUCACUAGUGCACUGAUAUCUGGAAUGGUCAUUCUGGGAGUCAUGAGCUUUUCCCUUCUCCUGUGCUCACUGGCCCUUCUACACAGGAAGGGACCCACCAGUUUGGUGUUGAAUGGCAUAAGAAACCCAGUCUUUGACUAACAGGCCCCUGUUGUCGGGAGAAGGCUUCACUGACUAUACUAUGUGUUAC